Molecule: messenger RNA, 345 nt
Organism: Acanthisitta chloris (rifleman)
Lineage: Eukaryota; Metazoa; Chordata; Aves; Passeriformes; Acanthisittidae
Gene: GHRL
Product: ghrelin/obestatin prepropeptide
Exons: 4
Coding region: 1-345 (114 amino acids)
Biological process (GO): negative regulation of inflammatory response; regulation of response to food; positive regulation of growth hormone secretion
Cellular component (GO): extracellular region
Molecular function (GO): ghrelin receptor binding; growth hormone-releasing hormone activity
Source: RefSeq, a predicted model, not a curated record
AUGUUUCUCAGAACUACACUGCUGGGCAUUGCUCUCUACAGCAUCCUCUGGACAGAAGCAGCUCUGGCUGGCUCUAGUUUCCUAAGCCCUGAAUAUAAAAGACAACAGCAACAAAGGGAGCCAAAGAAAGCCCCAGCACAGCUCCAUCGCCGUGGCACAGAAGGGUUUGGGGAUGUGGGUGAAGCUGAUGAUGGCAGCAACAGGAUUGAAAUUAAGUUCAGUGUUCCCUUUGAAGUCGGAGUGAAGAUGACAGAGGAGGAGUAUCGAGAGUAUGGCCAGGCACUGGAGAAGAUGCUGGGGGACAUGGCUGAGGAGAAUGCUAAAGAAACUUGGAUGAGAGACUGA